This is a messenger RNA of Solanum pennellii, 643 nucleotides long. Its product is annotated as non-specific lipid-transfer protein 1-like. Gene Ontology annotation, molecular function: lipid binding. The transcript has 2 exons. The record is from RefSeq and is a predicted model, not a curated record. Gene Ontology annotation, cellular component: membrane. Gene Ontology annotation, biological process: lipid transport. The coding region runs from base 80 to 448 and encodes 122 amino acids. Lineage: Eukaryota; Viridiplantae; Streptophyta; Magnoliopsida; Solanales; Solanaceae.
AAAAAAAUAAUCCCAAAUCGUUACUAUUAUUAUUUUUCAAAAAAAAAAAAUUACUUUGAAUCUCGAUCGAAACUUCACAAUGAGACUAUCAUCAUCGACAUUUUCUCUUGUUGUUAUUAUGAUUAUUUCGUUGUUGUUAUCGCGGCCAUAUUCAUCGGAUGGUGCAGUUAAGUGCAAAGAAAUAGCUCAACGUAUUAAACCUUGCAUAGAUUGGAUGUCAAUUGGGUACAAAAGUACUGGCAUUGUUCCAAAGACUUGUUGCAAUGAAAUGUUUAGACUUAAUGGCAUGGGAGUAAACCGUGAAGCAGAAUUAGCAAUUUGUGAAUGUUUUAAAUCUGAAAUGCAAGAUUUGAACAUCGACGAUAAAGUAUCUAUAUCAAUUUCUGGACGUUGUGGAGUCCUAUUGCCCUUCCCUAUCGUCCCAAACGUCAAUUGUUCCGAGAUAUGAGUCUUGGAGUGGUCGAUUCGGAAUCUUUCGUGACGAGAACUUAUUUAUUAUGAAAAACUAACAUGCAUAGUAUAUAGCUUGAUUUGUUUAGGAUAUAUGAUUACUAGGCAAUUACUAUCACAAAAAUCGAAACUAAAUGAGAAGGAUUAUAAUAUAUAUUGAGCUUCACAUAAACAUGCAAUAAUUUGGCUUGAA